This is a messenger RNA of Brenthis ino (lesser marbled fritillary), 324 nucleotides long. NCBI's taxonomy places the organism in Eukaryota, Metazoa, Arthropoda, Insecta, Lepidoptera, Nymphalidae. The record is from the annotation of a GenBank genome assembly.
AUGAAUAUUGAACAUAAAGAAAUUUUUGUAAGUAAAGAUUUAAAAGGGAAUAUGAAUAAAAAAGGUAUACAAGAUAAUAUUUAUGAUGAAGGAAAUAAAAGUGAUGAUAUGUGUUAUGAAGAUUUAGGAAGUAAUGUUUUCGAAAGCGAUUGUGAAGUUUAUCCACAAGUAUUAAAAAAUGAAAGAAAUAUUGGAAAUGAAGUAUGUAAGGAAAAUUGUGAAGUUUAUCCACAAGUAUUAAAAAAUGAAAGAAAUAUUGGAAAUGAAGUAUGUAAGGAAAAUUGUGAAGUUUAUCCACAAGUAUUAAAAAAUGAAAGAAGUAUU